GUCCCCGGGGUUCACGAAUGCUUGACGGAAGAAGAGCGAGCUCGGAAGAUUCAUCGGAAAGAACCACUGGGUUCGGAUCGUUCUGGUCGCACCUAUUGGUACAUCGGUCGUCGAAUAUUGGUUGAACCCACUGAUUUCACCCAACGAGAGCCCUGUCUUCCCGGUGUUCUGGAUGGCGUAUACGACCCCCACUGGCAGCAAGCUUAUGCUGACAGUUUCUUGGAUGACCCCGAUCUUGGAGAAGAUUACGAUGAACAACACACCACUUCAUGUUUUCCCGGUGACGAUUCAGAGGAUUUUCCUGAAUGUCCACUCCGACGCAUUCGAUGCAAUCCGAGUAUAGAAUACGCCAAUGAGCCGCCCGUUUAUUACUAUAGCACUUUUGAGCAGGUUGCAGAACUACGCGCCUGUUUAUCUAUGCGUUGGGAACCGUGGCUGUGUCAGCGUCUAGAUGCUCUGAUGCCCCGAUUACAGACUGAAAUGCUUGUAACGCAACAGCUGACCGCGAGCGGCUUGGAUACUUUUUGUCGCAUGCGACCCGAUCACGAACGCAUUGAGUUGCCCAAAGCGCUGGAUUGGACCAGCCUGGCUUCUUCACGGUCGCACGUAACUCGUGUGUUUGCCUUGCUCGAGGCUGAAGCUAGACAAAGUCAGUUGCGUAUGCAUUUGGAGUGUGACAAAACUGAGGAAGCGCUGGAGUAUCGGUCAAUCGAUGCAUUGGUCAAUGCACCACCAACACUUGGAUUAGAUGCCGUCAAACCCCGUGCCCCGGAUGUCCUGCCGGAGGAUUUGCUGAAUGAACUUCCUGCUGGUGAAGAAAGUGCCGUGCUUGGUGCCUUGGUAACCUGUGAUGCGAACACAUGUAUUGUGCGGAAUCUCGAUGGUUUGCUUGUACGAGUGAAUAAACCGGAACCGACAGCAGGUGAAAAGCAAGGUAUUUGCAACACAGUUUUUGACUCAACGGAGCGUGCAACCUUUGCUCUCACCUGUCUCACGUCGGUUUCGCCUACGAGCUCGAUUGAUGCAAAUCGUGCACAACCGACGCUUCGCGCAUAUCGUCUCUCUGAUGAGGGUACUUGGCGCUCCUGGUCCAACCUGUACACGGUCGGUGUGUGGGUAGGACCCGAGGAAUCGUCACCGACCGAAAGAUCACGUACUAGUCGGGAAACCAAUCGUUCGAAUAAUCGCAUCGGCCUUUCUGAAAUGAAGUCCGAUAACGAUAAUGACAUGAACGCUGAAGUUGGGGAUCGACGGAGGCCUGUUACACGUUCUCGUCGCGCCAUUAAUGCAAGAGAGGGCGAGGAGAAACAAACCGAGUGCUCUACAGCGCCGGUCAACGUGAUCCUCAGUCGAACUCAAGUGGCCGAAGAUCGAGAACGACGACGCGUAUUGGGUAACAAGUUUAAUUUUACGGAAACCGCCACAGAAUUAUGGAACUAUGUGGAGCCCCCUCUGAUGGCUUCGUUCUACACGGAUCUUGUGGAGCUUUUGAGAUGUCCUUGUGCUCUGGAUGAUAAUCUCUUUCGAUCAGACUGGUCUGCAAGCCCGUGGCAGUCAGUGGAUGUGAUCCGAAUGACCAUUGCUUACAUGGAAGCUCAGUUCCCUCUGGCCUUCCUUACACCGGCAUGGUUGACGCUGCGCAAACGGUGGCUUGCUCAUUUGGUCGAGGCGAAAACUUUGUCCGAAUUGGCUGAUGCGUUAGCCCUUUUGGAAGCUUCAAUUCGUCCGCUAUGUUAUCAGCGAAUUUGGUUUGGUUCUGUAGGUCGCUGGCUAUCACGAGGGAAUAGUGGAGGCUCGUUACUGUUGUGUCUUUUAUCCCGUCUGGUAUUCACCAAAAACGCAUGCAGUAAUAGAAUCCGAAUGGCAGAACAGCGCGAUACUGGCACCACACUGGGUGAAACAAUGGCUCCGCAGCGCAAGGCCACAAACUAA
Molecule: messenger RNA, 1932 nt
Organism: Echinostoma caproni
Lineage: Eukaryota; Metazoa; Platyhelminthes; Trematoda; Plagiorchiida; Echinostomatidae
Source: the annotation of a GenBank genome assembly